GGCGGCGGUGGCAGCAUGCAGCGCGGUCAUGCAGCCUUGCAGUGCUGUGGCGGGCACCAGGAGCACUAGCAGCCGGGCGGCGGCCUUCCGCCCCCUUACCAGCUCCCGUGCCCUGGCAGCAAGGCCCCUGGUGGCCGCGCAGGCAGCAGCCGCUGGCCGGCGCCAGGCAGUGGUCGUCUCGGCCUCAGCAGCAGCAGCAGCCCCCACGCAGCAGAAGAUCCGCAUCAAGCUGAAGAGCUACUGGGUGGACCUGCUGCACGACUCUGUGGAGAAGAUCAGGGAGGCGGCCAGCAGCACGGGCGCCAGCAUCGCAGGCCCCGUCCCGCUGCCCACCAGGAAGAAGGUGUACACGGUGCUGCGCUCCCCGCACGUCAACAAGGACUCGCGGGAGCAGUUUGAGGUGCGCCUGCACCAGCGGCUGGUUGACGUCAAGGACCUGUCGUCGGGCACCAUUGAUCGCCUCAUGACCCUGGACCUGCCCGCCGGAGUGGACAUCGAGGUCAAGCUCUGAGCGCGCCGCACCCGCGCACCGCACCCGCCACGCGCGGCAGCACCGCGUGCUGCAGCAGCCGCCCGUGAGCGGCAGCGGCCGUAGCGCUGCGCCCCAGCCCCGCCGCAGCAGCGGCGCCAGCCACGGCUCGCCGCUGCCUCUCCCCCUCCAGCAGUUUUCCCCCCGCGGGCCGCCUCUCUGCGCUCGCAUGCUCCCCCUUCCCUUUCCGCUGUAAGUCUGCCACACACGC
Molecule: messenger RNA, 740 nt
Organism: Chlorella variabilis
Lineage: Eukaryota; Viridiplantae; Chlorophyta; Trebouxiophyceae; Chlorellales; Chlorellaceae
Exons: 4
Coding region: 29-511 (160 amino acids)
Biological process (GO): translation
Cellular component (GO): ribosome; mitochondrion; small ribosomal subunit
Molecular function (GO): RNA binding; structural constituent of ribosome
Source: RefSeq, a predicted model, not a curated record